This is a messenger RNA of Amoebophrya sp. A25, 201 nucleotides long. Lineage: Eukaryota; Dinophyceae; Syndiniales; Amoebophryaceae. The record is from the annotation of a GenBank genome assembly.
CCGCUUAUUCGCGCCAGUAAGCAGUUACAGGAACAGCCUCUGCGAGGUGUUUUUCGUGGCCGCGAGAGUAACGAAAUUUGGCGACGGCGAUGGCCGCCAAUAGUGGAUCGGGUUUUAGAGAUAUUUCGACGUUACUUUCUGCCAGCAGGAAACAGCUAUUUCGCAGCACCGUUGGUGGACCUCUUUCUGUACAAUCUUUAA